AUUGGCGGAACCAUUAAUGAAAUUUUGUUUCCACACGGACCUCUAGCAGCGGCAAAAAUGGCAACUCCUGCAUCGGUUGUGUGGAAAGUUUUAGCAGGAUGUCAGAGGCAGCUGCUGAGCCCCUUCAGUCCAGUUUACGCUGCUGCUUCACAAACUGCCCCGAAGAAUCUUCCCAUCAGGACGUUUGCAGCUGUUCAAGCUGCAAAGAAAGCGAAAAAAAAGAAAGGGAAGGAGGAGGAGGUCGUCCAGAAAAAACCCCGAGUCCAUAAUUACCGUAAGGUGCCGAGGGUUAUUGUGGACGACGUCUACUUUAAGAAGUUUUAUCCUCAGGCGACCCUCAGCGUCGCCGACGCCAUCGACCUGCUGAAGAGUUUCCAGGUGUUGGACUUCACCCCCGUCAAUCAGCCCGUUUACGUUGAGCUGAAGCUCAACAUGACGCUGGAGAAGAAGAAAAGUGUCAACCCAUUCGUCAGCUCCUUGUUGCUGCCGCACCCGAUAAAGACGGAGGACAACAAAGUCUUAGUUUUCACCGAGCAGCCGCAUCAGGUGGAAACUGCUCAGCAGAACGGAGCAGCGUUCGUCGGAGGAGCAGAGCUCGUUCAGCCUAUUUUGGACGGGGAGAUUUCAGCUGAUUUCUACGUAGCCGUUCCUGAAAUGCAGCUGAAGAUUUUGCCACUAAAAAACAAACUGAGGAAGAAGUUCCCGAAGAGCAAAAGAGGUAUGGUUGGCGUCGACAUUCCCAAGAUGCUGAGCUUUUUUAAAAAGUGUCACAGCUUCAUGGUGGAGAACGACUGCAUCGUUCGGACGCAGAUCGCCACGCUCGACAUGCCCGCCGAACACAUCAUCGCCAACCUGCAAACCAUCCUGACGGACGUUUGUUCGCAUCGACCAGCAGACCUCGGACCUUUUGUGGAGCGAGCGACCCUCUCCAGUGAAACCAGCGAGGACCUCUGCUUCAACAGCCAGGAUGUUUUACCAAAAACUGAGGAAUGAGUUGUUUCCCAGACUGUAUGUAAUCACUGUAACCAAUAAAGUUUUUGUUCUUACGCCUGAGAAGAACUCGACUUUGAACUAAA
Messenger RNA from Austrofundulus limnaeus, 1076 nucleotides. It is a transcript of the gene mrpl1, whose product is annotated as mitochondrial ribosomal protein L1. The transcript has 9 exons. The coding region runs from base 58 to 993 and encodes 311 amino acids. NCBI's taxonomy places the organism in Eukaryota, Metazoa, Chordata, Actinopteri, Cyprinodontiformes, Rivulidae. The record is from RefSeq and is a predicted model, not a curated record.